AUGUCAAAGGUUCUCGGUCACAAACAUACGGGAUCCGUAACUCAAAAUCAAAAAGCGCAUCUUGCUCAUGCUUAUAAUGAACUUGGAAAGGAGCUGUCAUCGCAUAAACUGAGAGUUGUAGGGAAUUACACUUUGGGUAGGGUCAUUGGCGAAGGUGCCUAUGGUAAAGUGCGAAUAGGCACUCAUCGGCUGACUUCGACCCGUGUCGCCAUUAAACAAAUACCUAAGUCCAUGUCUGCCUCGCUUACUCGCGAAAUUCAUCACCAUCGCCAGCUACAUCACCCUCAUGUCACACAGAUGUAUGAAGUCAUUGCAACCGAAUCUUCCAUUUGGAUUGUCACUGAGCUUUGCUCGGGAGGAGAGCUCUUCGACUAUCUGACCGAAAAGGGAAGGUUUUCUGAAGAUGAGACUAGAUUAUUGUUUGGUCAGUUGUGUCUCGCCGUCGCACAUCUUCAUGAAAAGGGCAUCGUUCACCGGGAUUUGAAGCUGGAAAAUGUCCUGCUUGAUGAACGCUGUCGAGUCAAGCUUGGUGAUUUCGGCUUCACCCGCGAGUUUGAGCGCGGAGUUUUGAUGGACACCUAUUGCGGAACAACUGGUUAUGCUUCCCCAGAGAUGCUACAAGGAAGGAAAUACUUUGGUGCUGGUCAGUGGGCCAUGGCUCGAUCGGAAAUGUCACUAAAUAUUUCUUUAGAGGUGGACAUAUGGUCUCUUGGUGUCAUCCUAUAUGUUUUGCUCACAGGAAUGCUGCCCUUCGACGACGACGACGAACAGAUCAUGCGCGAUAAAGUCAUAGUAGGCGAAUUUGAGGAUCCAGAAUGGUUAUCAGCAGACGCUCGAGAUUUAAUCAAAAACAUCUUACAGAAAGAGCCCUCAAAACGCUUGACUAUACCUCAAAUCCUUGAACAUCCUUGGUUCGCAUCGAAUGCAUCGAAUGACCCGAAUACCAUCUUUGUUCGUGAGCCGCGGUCGCGUGCCAUUUCUCCACUGCCGAAUCCUCCCAUACACGAUAUUGCGGACUCUGCUCUCUCUUCAGAGGCCUCUACUACCGACUCAAGUGUAACCUCACAUCUAGAGUCUAGUACAUCCGCGCCCACUACUCCUGACCACUCAGUCGUUGACCCCUUUGAGAAUAACCAACCUACUACCACCUUCCAUCCUAACAUGAGCGAAACCACUAUUCGAAAGGUCAACGAUGAACCCAAAGCUACGCUUCAUCAUCCUGAAACUGUCACAGAAGAGGGUCAAAACGAGGACGCGGUCCUCGAAAUACCGCUGAAUCUUCAACGUCAGCGUACAAACUCUUCUGGACGUUCCUCUGCCCCUCCCGUCCACACAGUACGGACUCCAGCACGUACAAAACGACGUUCUGUAUCGUCGACACUGUCAGACCCUGAACACGACCCGACACCUAAUGGCACGGAGAAAUCACUACCGCAGAAAGAUAUUGAUCUUAACUUCUCCUCAUUAUUGUUUACACCAGCUCCGAUAAUAUUCUCCACACCGCUGGAGCGGGAGCUGCUGAACGUUAUGAGUUUACUUGGAUUUGAUCUUGGUCAAAUUGUAUAUUCAGUACUCAAUGAUGCCUGUGACUCCGCAGGAGCUGUGUGGUGGAUGUUGAAGCGCAAGGCAGAGAAAAAGCUACUAGAAGAGGGCACUGACAGCCUCUUCAGUGGCAUCGGAACCGACGGUACGUUAUCGCCAACCAUCGACGAGCAUCUAGGAAAAUAUCGUUCCUCGUCGUCAAGCAGGAGAAAGAAACAUAACAUGGGUAUUCAAACUGAGAGUACACCCCCUCAUCUCAAUCUCUCAAAAGCCACCCCACAAUUGACAUUUAUCCCGGCUACACCAACAUUCCCCCCUCGUCCUUCUACACCUCCACGACCAGUUUCCCCAUCACCCUCAAGGUCUCCAAUGUUGACGCCAUCAUCGUCGGUAGUCAUUGACGCUUCCAAGUCACACCCGACAACACCCGGGAGCAGCAGUGGCCCCAAAGGUAGAAAGAAUCGUGCAGGCAGUGUCAGUAUCAUGCAGCGCGCGACUACCGCACUUGAAGCAGCCGGAUUGGUGCGCAAAAAAUCCUCAGAAGCAGUCCGGGAGGAACGGGAGAAGGACAAGGAGAAAGAACGGGAGCUCGAGAAGAAGAAUGAAAGGAAGCUGACCGGAGGGUCAAUCGAGGAACGACCGAGGUCUUCGCAUGGAAGCGUCUCGUCGUGGCGAAAAUCCCCUCCCUUAAGACCCUCCAAAGAUCCCUCGACUCCCCCUCCCAGCGAACUACAUCAUCCCCAGCCACACAUAGGAUCCCCGUGGGUUCUUGCCGAUACGCAGGAAUCACCACCUCCCCAAUCAGGGUCAAAUGCCUCUCGAAUUGCACCUACACCAGCCAAUUCCCCUGGAGCUUCGGAUCCGUUCGUUUCCCCUGAUAAUGGAGGCUUCAAUAGUAAUUCAGUCUCAAAGUCAUCAACUUCUUCACAUAGGAAUCGAGCAAACCUGCUUACUGCGUUUCGGCUGUGGUUCCAGGAGGACCGGAAAGGAAAGCGGAAGGAGAACAGGGGAGGUAGCACGUCUCUCAGAACUGGUGGAGGGUCUGGGCAAAGUUAUAGCUCCGCUAAUGUUAAACGUCGCACAAGCUCUGGGAACUCUGCCAACCAGCUUAUCAAUCGACGUGGUGGUCGACGACCUCAGCGUCCAUCGAUGUCUUCUCGCAGGUCGAGCAGUGUUAAUUCUCGUACCAGCGUCACCUCAGUGCAAAUGGUUCUAUUAGAUUCGCCCCAAGUCGCCGGACGAAGAUCAUUUGGUAGCCACACCCCAAAUUCGGACCGAGCAGAUUUUGCCCCCAACUCCUCUAGACCUUCCUCUGUCCGAAGUUUCUCUACCCAACAACGUCAUAGAAAGAGUCCAUCCGUUAGCUCAACUGGUUCUGUUCAUUACCGCGCGACGUCACCCAUGCAAACAAGGUAUCAUCGUCGAGGGGGCUCGGGGUCUUCUACAACCACACGUGUAGUUCGCCAACCUGGAACACCCUCUAAUUCUGGAAGACCGACGCAUGUGCGGUCCAGUUCAGCAGCAUCUUCAAUUCAUUCUCCCCCAUCCUCACGACCCACAUCGUUUAUUGAUUAUAAUUCUGAUUACGAAGGUGGUGGAGGCGUUCGAACAUCAUCUCCGUACAAAAUUCGUCGAUCAUUUGAGGAGACAACACCCCGGCGGCCGACGGCGACGACAUUUGUCGCCCAAAAAAGGCAGGGGCCUUUCGCAAGUCCCCUCCAUGGCCACGGAUAUGGCGGAAGUGUAGGCCGUUCAAGUUGGAAAAAAGCUUGGGGAUUAGAACCACCGGGUUGGAGAACGCGCGGUGCUCAAGCGGUAGAAGUUUUAACCAUUUCCCCGUCAGAAGGCACAAGCCUACGAGAUGUGUUCUCUGGCCCGGGACGAUUGUCGUUGAGCUUGGGGGAUGAAAGCGACUGGGUGGAUGAAGACGACGAUAUACCAUACGCUGUCGGCCUUGGUCAAAUGACGGUGAUAAGUCCUGGUUCUAGUGGUUCUGGACCUAACUCAAGUGGUGACGGUGCUGUACUGCUGGGGCCUGCACCGCGUAGACCGAGCGCUGGUACUGGAAAGAGGGGGAGCAAAGGUCGGAAGGCUUCGCCCAUUGAGCGUGCUCCUCCUGUGACAAGUGAUACCUAUGAGAUACCGGAACCACGAGGGGGGAGGCGUCAGCUUCCCGCGGGUCGAUCCUCCGGUCCUGCAUUCAAACAGAUUAUGGAGGAGGACGAAGAGGAGGAAGAGGAGUAA
This is a messenger RNA of Lentinula edodes (shiitake mushroom), 3786 nucleotides long. RefSeq lists its product as uncharacterized. The record is from RefSeq and is a predicted model, not a curated record. The coding region runs from base 1 to 3786 and encodes 1261 amino acids. NCBI's taxonomy places the organism in Eukaryota, Fungi, Basidiomycota, Agaricomycetes, Agaricales, Omphalotaceae. Gene Ontology annotation, molecular function: protein serine/threonine kinase activity; ATP binding. Gene Ontology annotation, cellular component: cytoplasm. Gene Ontology annotation, biological process: intracellular signal transduction; protein phosphorylation. The transcript has 3 exons.